This is a messenger RNA of Lampris incognitus (smalleye Pacific opah), 5820 nucleotides long. It is a transcript of the gene nphs1, whose product is annotated as NPHS1 adhesion molecule, nephrin. The coding region runs from base 1 to 5820 and encodes 1939 amino acids. NCBI's taxonomy places the organism in Eukaryota, Metazoa, Chordata, Actinopteri, Lampriformes, Lampridae. The transcript is spliced from 32 exons. Gene Ontology annotation, molecular function: cell adhesion molecule binding. The record is from RefSeq and is a predicted model, not a curated record. Gene Ontology annotation, cellular component: cell-cell junction. Gene Ontology annotation, biological process: cell-cell adhesion.
AUGUGGCGGGGAUCAGGAGCAGCCUGGGGCGACCGUCGACCAGAGAUACCUUACCAUCAUCCAGGAAGCUUUCGGAGGAGGUUCCCCGCACCACCCUCUCAAACCUCCACAUCCACCUUGCUUACCGCAGCCUCUCACACCCGCGCCACCCUCUCAAACUUCCACCUCCACCUUCCUUAUCUCAGCCCUCUCACACCCGUACCACCCUCUCAAACCUUAACCUCCACCUUCCUUAUCUCAGCCUCUCACACCCGUUCCACCCUCUCAAACCUUAACCUCCACCUUCCUUAUCUCAGCCUCUCACACCCGUACCACCCUCUCAAACCUCCACCUUCCCUUACCGCAGCCUCUCACACCCGCACCACCCUCUCAAACCUCCACCUCCACCUUCCUUACUGCAGCCUCUCACACCCGCACCACCGUCUCAAACCUCCACCUUCCUUAUCUCAGCCUUUCACACCCCGCACCACCCUCUCAAACCUCCACCUUUAUUAUCUCAGCCUCUCACACCUGUACCACCCUCUCAAACCUCCACCUCCCACCUUCCUUACCGCAGCCUCUCACACCCCGCACCACCCCUCUCAAACCUCCACCUGCACCUUCCUUACCGCAGCCUCUCACACCCCGCACCACCCUCUCAAACCUCCACCUUCCUUAUCUCAGCGCUUUCACACCCGCACCACCCUCUCAAACCUCCACCUUUAUUAUCUCAGCCUCUCACACCUGUACCACCCUCUCAAACCUCCACCUCCACCUUCCUUAUCUCAGCCUUUCACACCUGCACCACCCUCUCAAACCUCCACCUUUAUUAUCUCAGCCUCUCACACCUGUACCACCCUCUCAAACCUCAACCUCCACCUUCCUUACCUCAGCUUCUCACACCUGCGCCACCCUCUCAAUCCUCCACCUCCACCUUCCUUACCGCAGCCUCUCACACCUGCGCCACCCUCUCAAGCCUCCACCUUCCUUACCGCCAGCCUCUCACACCCACGCCACCCUCUCAAACCUCCACCUUCCUUACCGCAGCCUUUCACACCCGCACCGCCCUCUCAAACCUCCACCUCCACCUUCCUUACCGCAGCCUCUCACACCCACACCACCCUCUCAAACCUCCACCUCCACCUUCCUUACCUCAGCUUCUCACACACGCACAGGAAGUCCACUGGAACAUGCCACACCAAGGGAACAUGCCACACCAAGGGAACAUGCCACACCAAGGGAACAUGCCACACCAAGGGAACAUGCCACACCAAGGGAACAUGCCACACCAAGGGAACAUGCCACACCAAGCAAACAUGCCACACCAAGGGAACAUGCCACACCAAGCGAACAUGCCACACCAAGCGAACAUGCCACGCCAAGGGAACAUGCCACACCAAGGGAACAUGCCACACCAAGGGAACAUGCCACACCAAGGGAACAUGCCACACCAAGGGAACAUGCCACACCAAGGGAACAUGCCACACCAAGCGAACAUGUCACACCAAGGGAACAUGCCACACCAAGCGAACAUGCCACACCAAGCGAACAUGCCACACCAAGGGAACAUGCCACACCAAGGGAACAUGCCACACCAAGGGAACAUGCCACACCAAGGGAACAUGCCACACCAAGGGAACAUGCCACACCAAGGGAACAUGCCACACCAAGCGAACAUGCCACACCAAGCGAACAUGCCACACCAAGGGAACAUGCCACACCAAGGGAACAUGCCACACCAAGGGAACAUGCCACACCAAGCGAACAUGCCACACCAAGGGAACAUGCCACACCAAGGGAACAUGCCACACCAAGCGAACAUGCCACACCAAGCGAACAUGCCACGCCAAGGGAACAUGCCACACCAAGGGAACAUGCCACACCAAGGGAACAUGCCACACCAAGGGAACAUGCCACACCAAGGGAACAUGCCACAAACUUCCAUUGGCAGUUGCCCCAAUUACAAUGUUACAGUUUCAUCUAGCAGACGGUUUCAUCCAAAGCGACGUACAAGGAUCUAGUCUGGAGGCAACAACGCAAGCAAUGUCCCUGUUUGGUUGUACAGAGCCAUCUGUAGACAAAAGGCGCUCCCAAGCCUUGGCGUCACUCAACAGUUCGAGGACUGUCAAAGGCCAGGUGUCAAGAUCUGAAAUGGACUCGUCGGUGCAAAUUGUCUUCUCCUCCACACCACUCCUGUUCUGCCUGCUCUGGGGGGCAGGUGCCCAGCAGGCCUUUAGGACUGAGCCCAGGAACAUCACUGUACAUAUGGGGGCCACAGUCGUGUUAAAGUGUGAGGUGCUGAGGGUCUCAGGAGCUGUGCAGUGGGUGAAAGAUGGCCUCCUCUUGGGGCCCCAGAGGAGUCUGCCAGGUUUCCCACACUACAGCAUGGUGGGAAACCCCCAGAGAGGACAAUACCAUCUUCAGAUUGAAAGGGCCGAACUGGAGGAUGACGCCCCCUAUGAAUGUCAAGUGGGCCCGUCCGAGAGCAGCCAGGCAAUCGUUUCCAACACAGCCUGGAUCAGUGUGCAGAUACCCCCUUCCGAGCCAUACUUUGAGGUGGACUUGGCGGAGCCUUGGGUGGCAGGGAAGGAGUACAAAGUCACCUGUAUUGCUCCUGAUGCGAAGCCCAAGGCGAAAGUUACACUCUAUAAAGACGGAGUCGAGCUGACAGGUGCGGAGUCUUUCACCAUGUCUGGCUCAAAGGAUAAGCUCCUGAACACGCAUGCUGAAGUAACGGUCAUGGCUCUGAGCUCUGACAAUGGGAGGCAACUGGUAUGUCGUGCCAAGAGCCCUGCCCUCCCCCGGCCCCUGGAGACUACGCUGACCAUGAUCGUGUACUUUCCGCCCCAGCAUCCAAUCAUUGAAGGUCUUGAGAGAGAAGAGGUCAAAGCAGGGAAAACACUGAAGUUGGUGUGUGUGUCUCAAGGGGGGAACCCCUUGGCCACUCUUCACUGGACCAAGAAUGGCAAUAUUACAUCCAACAGUUGGGAGGAAGACGCUGAGGCCCAGAGAUCCAGCAGCAUCCUACACAUGCAAGUCACCAAAGAAGACAACCAGGCGGUGCUGAGUUGUGAGAGUGUCAAUCUGGUGUCGCCAUCACCUCGAUCCCUAAGUCGCAAAAUCACUGUUCUUUUUGAACCGGAGAAGGUGAUGGUGUUGGGUUCCUUCAAGGCCGUUGAGGGGAAGGCGUUGUCCCUCUGCUGCUACACAAGCUCCAGUAAUCCUCCUGUCCAGAUCCGCUGGUGGCUGGGCUUCAGAGAGCUCAAUACCACUGUCAUUACCAUGGCCGAGGGUGACAACGGUGGGAAGACAACCAUGUCCAACUUGACCCAUCAGGUUUCACGGGAGGAGAACGGGCUGCCACUCACCUGUGAGGCCUUUAACCAGGGCACGCGCUUCUCCAAGACCCAAACCACCAACCUCAAUGUCCUUUACCCCCCUACAAAAGUAUGGCUUGAUGUUCCCCCUCAUGGUGGUCCUCUUCGCUCUGGGACCACAAUCCGACUGGUCUGCUUCUCCAGUGGGGGCAAUCCCACAGGAACCCUCAGCUGGCUCAAGGAUAAUAAGCCGGUGCCAGAUGCACUCAGGCAGAUGUCCUUUGAAAAAGGUGUGUCUCGGGAGCUGGUCUUGGUCCUAAACCCAAGUGACAACAUGGCCAUCUACCGUUGUGAUGCCAAAAAUGAGGCAAGGAAGGUCAUCUCUGCCCAGACCAAGCUCAUGGUUCAGUUUCCAGCAGUGAGUGUGAGGAUCACGGCUAAACAAAAGGAGCUGCGCCGGGGCCAGAUCUUCACUAUGGAGUGUCUGUCUGGAAGCAGCAACCCCAAGGCAAACAUUUCCUGGAGCAUGGGCCCGUUAAGGUACCAAGGGGUGGAACAGGCACCCAAGAAGGCAGAGUUCGGGGGGGUUUCAGUGAGUAGUACUUUGUCCCUGCUCCUGGCAUCGCAGCACCACAACCAGAGGGUCAUUUGCCAAGCUUACAGCGCUCUGCUGGCUGAGGGGGUCAGCACCUUCCAUAAACUCAAUGUGCUGUACCCACCGGAAUUCAGCCCAGACCAGCCAAAGCAGGUUCAGGUGGCGGAGGAUGACGUUGCAAUCAUUCCGCUAAUGGUCUCGGCUAACCCAGAGGAGAUCUCCUGCACUUGGCUGCACCGUGGCGAAAAGCUGAGCAAAGAGAGGGAUCCUCGUUACCACUGGUUUGAGGGUUUAUCACUGGAGAUCUGGAACACGACACGGAAAGAUGCUGGCGUUUAUACCGCACAGUGCAUGAACGAGGAAGGUGUCAACCGCACCUCCAUUACUCUGGAUGUCCAGUAUGCCCCUAGUGUGAAGGCGGAGAAAGACCCUGUACAUGUGAACUUGGGGGAAACGGCUGACUUGAUAUGUGUAGCAGACGCUAACCCCAUUACAUCUGACAUGUUCUCGUGGAAGUGGCUGGGGGAAGAGGAGAUAGAGAUUGGAGAGGAGACACAGGAUGAGGAAACAGGGUUGCUGACCAUCUAUAAUGUGACUCGGGCUCAUGCCGGAAGUUAUCGGUGUACGGCCAAUAAUGGCAAAGCGCCCCCUGCCUUUGUACAUAUGCAGCUGGUAGUCCACUUCAAACCGGAGAUACAGAAAGGAGCUCAGUGGAGAAAGGUGGCGAGUAAAGCGGACGGUACCGGUACAGCUACGUUGGUGUGUCAGUCAGAGGGCGUCCCCAGGGUCGACUUCUCUUGGGCGAAAAACGGUGUGCCCAUGGACUUUGCAAACCCCAGGUAUGUGAAGCGGACUGUGAGGGAGGGCUCCUAUUAUGUGAGCUCCGUUGUGGUAGUGAACGUGAGCGCAACGUUGGACUACGCCGUUUUUAGCUGCACCGCCCGCAACUCUCUUGGCCAAGAUUCUCUUGACAUCCAGCUUGUCAGCACAAAUCGCCCGGAUCCUCCUUCAUCCUUCCGCCAGGCCAGUGUUGGACAUGACUCAGUCACCUUGGAGUGGAUCCCUGGCUUUAAUGGCGGUUUGCAGCAGAGAUUCCGUAUCAGAUACCGCCAGGCACAGUCAGUCAGUUUCCUGUAUGUGGACGUCUUCCCUCCCAGGGCAGCCUUCUUCACAGUCACUGGUCUGUCCCCCGUCACCACCUACAAUUUCUCCGUCAAUGCCCUCAACGCAAUGGGAGAGAGCGACUAUGCCGACAACAAUGCAGUACUGACCAUCACCACUGAGGGUCAGCUUGCCGGACUUCCCACGUAUUUGACGGUAACCCUCACAGUGGUUGUUGGAGUUCUGCUGGCGAUGAAUUCAUUCGGUUGCUUUCUUGGUUUGCGAUGGAAGAAAAGGCAGGGCCAGCUAGGGAGCAGAGAAGGCAGCGUGUUGGAUCACAAGAAGAAUGAAGAGAAGGAGUCCAGCUCAUCUGCAGCGGGCAGCUCCAAUAGGUACGAGAGCAGAGAGAAGAUCAAUGCCAAAGCCCAGCGGACCCUCCUCAUUGACUCUGGAUCCGAGACAGACAGUAAUGUUUACGAGAGCUAUGCCGAGGAAAGUGUUCACUACUACUAUCCGACUAGUCACCACCGGUCUCAUCUCUACCCACAUCCUGAGGAAACUCACAUGUCAGAAGACACCCACUACCCAAUGGAGUCUCAAGGCCAUGUCUAUGAAGAUGUGAGGGACUCAGGUGUUUACCAGGAUGUACUGGAUUUUUCUUCCCCUUCUCUUCCCUCCAUGCUCGACCAUAGAUUGCCACAUCGAGGGGGUGAGCCGAGACCACCUGCCUAUCCUCAGGGGAGCCUGAGAGUGAGGGAGGACACAAAUGAUCGUCGACUACAGAGAGAUUACGAUUUGCCCUUUGAACUUCGAGGAGAGCUAGUCUAA